GCCUGUGAGCUGGAAGACGUGGAAGCGUGCUGGUUGUUAAGCACUUGGUAUAUUGGAAGUGGCGCAAAAUUUGUUACAAGUACCUCUAAGAGGCCUAGGAAAGCAAAUGCGAACUUGGGUGAAUUACCGCGAAACAUGGAUUUGGCCUUGAAAUACGGCAUACGCGCAUGUGAUUUCGGAUGCUUUCAAUCUUGUGUAAAUGUAUCCAGGAUCUACCGGAUAGGUGAAGGAGUGGAACGUGAUCCAGAAAAAGCUAGAAUAUAUAAAGAAAAGGCAAAAAAAGCAUACGAUUGCGCGGUAUCUGGUGAUAAAGUUGAUUUUACCGGAUAA
This is a messenger RNA of Gongylonema pulchrum, 330 nucleotides long. The record is from the annotation of a GenBank genome assembly. Lineage: Eukaryota; Metazoa; Nematoda; Chromadorea; Rhabditida; Gongylonematidae.